GACUUUGACACUAAUAACACGUGUAGUAAACAUUGUAAACAGAAAUAAAAGCUGGAAAUUUUGGGCUAUCAUAUUUUUCUUCAUUAGGUAAACUAGGACCACUUCAAAAUGGCGAAAACAGUGAGAAGAGCAAAGAAGAAAGAAGGCUUUCAAAAGGGCGGGCAUUCCAUGAACCCAGAUCGACCAGCAGACAAAGUAAAGCUAAAUGGCGCACCCCACGCAAGAGACAGAAGCACAAUCAAACGGCUUAGAAUGUACCGAAGCGGCAAGGCCAGGUACAACAGGAAAGGUCGCAUGGUCCAGGCAGCAGCUUUCCAGAACACAGUGGCCCCAGGAACACAAGCCCGUGUGGAGCCCAACCAGAAGUGGUUCGGGAACACAAAGGUCAUUGGCCAGCAGUCCCUACAGAAGUUCCAGGAAGAGAUGGGGAAGGUCAUGAGGGAUCCUUACCAGGUGAUUAUGCGUAAGACAACCCUGCCCAUAUCUCUGCUCAACGAGAAGGCCAAGAAUGCACGCGUUCACAUCUUGGACACUGAGCCUUAUGAGUCAGUGUUUGGAAAUAAGAAGACAAGGAAAAAGCCUAGUUUUAAGAUAGAGAACUUUGCAGACUUUGCCAAAAAAGCUGAUGAUAUGCUGGAAAAUUAUGAUGAAGAAAAGGAUGGUGAUCUUGUGCGAGAGGAGCCAGACAGUCAAGACCUGCCACCAGAAUGGUUCAUGAAGGCUGGCCAGAGUAAGCGUAUUUGGAAUGAGCUGUACAAGGUGAUUGACUCUUCAGAUGUAGUGAUACAGGUCCUGGAUGCCCGAGACCCCAUGGGAACAAGGUCCAAACUGAUUGAGAAGUACAUGAGAACAGAGAAACCUCAUAAACACUUAGUGUUUGUGUUGAAUAAGGUUGACUUGGUACCAGUAUGGGUAACCCAGAAGUGGGUAGCCAUCCUCAGCCAGGAGUACCCAUCCCUAGCCUUCCACUCCUCCAUCACAAAUCCUUACGGCAAGGGCGCCCUCAUCAACCUCCUGCGACAGUUUGGAAAGCUGCACGAGGACAAGAAGCAGAUCAGCGUAGGCAUGAUUGGUUAUCCCAACGUAGGGAAAAGCUCAAUCAUUAAUUCACUGAAGGCUAGGAAGGUUUGCAAUGUUGCUCCCAUUGCUGGAGAAACAAAAGUGUGGCAGUAUAUUUCACUGAUGCGCAAAAUAUACCUCGUUGACUGUCCUGGUGUGGUUCCUCCUUCCCACGAGACUCCAACUGACAUGGUGUUGAAAGGAACUGUCAGAACUGAAUACCUGAAGGAUCCAUUUGAUUACAUUCCUCCUAUAUUAGAACGAGUAAAGAGGGAAUACAUCUCUAAGACUUAUGAUAUUCAUGAAUGGGCCACUCCAGAAGAGCUCGUUGAGAAGGUGGCAAGACGAUGCGGGAAACUCUUAAAGGGGGGCGAGCCUGACAUAAACACAGUGUCCAAAAUGAUGCUGAAUGACUGGCAGCGCGGCAAAAUUCCAUACUUUGUACCCCCUCCUGGCCACGAUUCAUCCACAUUCACCAAGCUCAAAGAAGAAGAAAAUAUCGAAAUGGCCAAGAUGGUCAAACAGAGACAGGAAGAGGAGGAGGCAGCAGAGAAGGCUGCAGAGUUAGCAAAUGCUCCUGUUGUUCUUCAGGACUUCAGCAAAAUUAAGCUUACUCUUGAAUACUCAGGUGAUGAUGUGAAAGACAUAGAAGAUAAUAACAUGGAGAUCCCAGAUUAUGAUAAGGAUAUUGAGGAAGAAGAAGGAGAGGAGGGAGAAGGAGAGGAAGGAGAUGUUAUCAAAGUUGAGAUUGCUUCAGAUACAGUUGAAACCAUUGAAGAUAAGGGAAAUCAAAAGGCCAGUGAUGCACCUGCUGAAGAUGUUGAAGUGAAGAGUGAAAGUGAAAGCCUUCCAGAUGGAGAAGAAAAGAGCAUGGACUCCAAUGAAGAGGAAGAGGAAGAAAUGGAGGGUGUGGACCAGCUCUCUAGUGAUGAUGAAGAGAAAGUCAGCACUCCUGCUGGCUCCUUCACAGUAACAAGCAACAGGAAACUGAGGAGGAAGAAGAAGCAUGUGGAUGAUGAAGGCCGAGUCCUUCACAUUUCCCAGAUGACCUCAAAACAGAGGAGAAGACUGGACAGAGAAAAUAAGAGGAAGAAGGUUGGCAGUAAUUUCUAUGAAGUAACUAAUGUGAAGAACAAGAACAGGGACAAGGCAAUUCCACUUGCCAUGAAUGUGCGACGUAAGAAACCCAAGAAAAUAAUAAGGAAGUAAUUGGAGAAUUAUAAAUAAAAAUCAUUUAUUUUA
Molecule: messenger RNA, 2301 nt
Organism: Penaeus indicus
Lineage: Eukaryota; Metazoa; Arthropoda; Malacostraca; Decapoda; Penaeidae
Gene: Ns2
Exons: 10
Coding region: 109-2268 (719 amino acids)
Cellular component (GO): nucleolus
Molecular function (GO): GTP binding
Source: RefSeq, a predicted model, not a curated record